AUUAGGACAAAUUGGGAGACUGAGGACAACGGCCACGUUAAGCACGGAGGGGUGGUGAUCUUCACAUGUUUGGUUUUGAGGGCGACUGCUCUCCAUCGCUCUCACUCACCCUCGCUUCUUUUCCGCAACUUGUCCACCAUGCCUUCGUCAACAGCCAUGGACUCUUACGCUGCUCAAAUUGCGGCUCCUAUGAGCGCAUCGCAGCGUAAGCAAUUGCUCAAGCAGCUUCAAUCACCUGAAGCCAUCGACAGCCUCCGUCGCCCAGAAAUUCUCAUGGACUUCUUCACCGACAGUCUGGACAUGAGGGACUUGGGCCUUGCGGUGCCGGCCCUCACGGGCCUCUUCCAUCUCAUCACCACAAAGAACCUCGACUACCCUUCCUUCUACCCUCGACUGUACGCUCUUCUCGACAGAGAUCUUCUACACAGCAAAUACCGCAGUCGGGUUCUGCGGCAUCUCGAUAUUUUCCUGUCUCCAACCAAUCACUUGCCGGCAGCAACAAUUGCCAGUUUCAUCAAGCGCCUUUCACGCCUGUGUCUCUUUGCCCCUCCCUCCGCCAUCGUGGCCAUAAUCCCCUUCAUCUACAACCUUCUCAAACAGCACCCCACCACGACCUUUAUGAUCCACCGCAACCCAUACCCUCCCUACACGAAGUUCAAAUACAACCUUGGCAAUGACCCCUUUGACCCGAACGAGCCGAACCCACAACUCACCAAUGCCAUCGACUCCUCACUGUGGGAGCUGGAGACGUGCCAGUCGCACUACCACCCCACCGUAGCGAGCAUCGCGAGGAUCAUCUCCGAGCAGUUCACGAAGCAGCAGUACAAUCUCGAGGACUUCCUCGACCACGGAUAUGCUACACUACUGGACAGUGAAUUCAAGAAGGAGAGGAAGCCUCCCGUUGUGGAGUACAAGAUUCCCAAGAAAAUCUUUGCGGUCGCAGAGGACAGUGAAGAUGAUGCUGCCGGGAAAGAGGAUAGUAUGGACAAACUAUUGGACAUGUGGGACUUUGAGGGCUGAGAUUUCUCCAGCAAGGAUUCAUGGCAAAGACAAAAGAUAGACAUAGAAUAUAGACAUAGACCAAAUAGACCGGGGGGAUCUCUGCGAUGCGUUCUAGCGAUUGGGAUUUCUUUACGACGAUCCACGAAGACAAGUCCUUAGACUACAGCCACGAAAUGAAGGGGGUUUCUGGCGCAAUGAAUGGGACAUCAACGGAUUCCAUAACAUGAAUGACUUGCCAAGUCUGAAAGACUACAAGAAUUUGGUAGGAUGUCCACUCGAAGCUCGCUCCAUUUUGAUACUCAGGUAGGGAGUGUAACCUUGCGGGGUACGGAACUCCUCCCAACGGUAAAAUCUUCAAUAAGAAACUUCAUUCACGGUAAUA
Messenger RNA from Cladophialophora immunda, 1384 nucleotides. RefSeq lists its product as uncharacterized. The record is from RefSeq and is a predicted model, not a curated record. Lineage: Eukaryota; Fungi; Ascomycota; Eurotiomycetes; Chaetothyriales; Herpotrichiellaceae. The transcript has a single exon. Gene Ontology annotation, cellular component: nucleolus; Noc4p-Nop14p complex; small-subunit processome. The coding region runs from base 139 to 1020 and encodes 293 amino acids. Gene Ontology annotation, biological process: ribosome biogenesis.